AUGAGCGGCGCUCUUCAACGUCUGGCGCCUCUGCUGUUCCCACCUGCUGGUCGGCAUACAGCUACUGUGAUCUUCGUUCACGGUCUUGGCGACACUGGCCACGGAUGGGCAGAUGCAGUUCAGAAUUGGAGACGGAGAUCAAAGCUCAAUGAAGUCAAGUUCAUCUUGCCUCAUGCUCCUAGAAUUCCUAUUACUUGCAAUAUGGGCAUGGAAAUGCCAGGUUGGUAUGACAUUGUCGCGCUGUCAGGUUCUCCCGACGAUCUUCGUCGUCAACAAGACGAGGCGGGCAUGCUCAUCAGCCGUGCCUAUCUCAGUGGCUUGAUCCAGGCCGAGAUCGACAACGGGGUCCCAUCGGAGAGAAUUGUGCUCGGUGGCUUCUCGCAAGGUGGCGCGAUGUCUCUAUUCACGGGUCUCACCACAAAGUUCAAGCUUGCUGGCAUUGUUGGCAUGUCCUCCUACCUGCCACUGGACACCAAGCUUCCAGAGUUCUUGAACGAAGCCAACUUCAACCAGAAGACGCCCAUCCUUAUGUGCCAUGGCAAUAUGGAUCAGGUUGUUCCAUAUGUGGUUGGUAAGGGCAGCUAUGACCUUCUCAAGAAGACAGGCUUCGACGUCACAUGGAAGGAGUACGAUGGUAUGGGCCACAGUGCCUGCUUGGAAGAGAUAAACGAGGUAGAGUCAUUCUUGGUGCGUCAACUACCGCUUCAAGGCGAGGAGAAGAAGUCUGAGCUGUAA
This is a messenger RNA of Truncatella angustata, 735 nucleotides long. RefSeq names its product Phospholipase/carboxylesterase/thioesterase. Gene Ontology annotation, biological process: protein depalmitoylation. Lineage: Eukaryota; Fungi; Ascomycota; Sordariomycetes; Amphisphaeriales; Sporocadaceae. The transcript has 3 exons. Gene Ontology annotation, cellular component: cytoplasm. Gene Ontology annotation, molecular function: palmitoyl-(protein) hydrolase activity; carboxylic ester hydrolase activity. Bases 1 to 735 code for a protein of 244 amino acids. The record is from RefSeq and is a predicted model, not a curated record.